CUCACCAAACCAAAACCCUUUCCGUAGCCAUCUCUUUCGCAAAUUUCCCACGACCUCUUCGUCCCCUUCCCCCUUCUCCUUUCGCCAUUGGAGGAGUCCCCCUCCACCUACCCCCUCCCCGUCUACAUAGUACUAUACACCCUAGGGUUUCAUUUAUACCGCCCCUCUCUCUCCGCCUCCUCGUCUACAUGCGUGGGCAUUUGGGUAAAGCGCACAAAGGGACAACGAAAGGAGGAGAAAGGAGGGAAGGAGAGGAGAAGCCACGAGGAGUCGGCCGCUGCUUUGGACUUUUCUCCACGCAAUCUCCGAAUUCGUCAGCGUUUGUUGGGGUUCGGUGGCCGAAUCCCGAGCUCCGUUGCUGUUAUAAAAUCGACGGGCUUUGUUGUUUGCGUCUCCGUGCGUCCUUGCGGUGUUUGUGGUUAUGCCCCGGAGAGAAAGGCUCCUGCUUUUGAUCGUGUUUUCCACCAAAAAGGGUCUCGGGGUUGGUUGGGUUUGAACAGGUUGACUCGUGGGGAUCGAAUUUGGGGAGAUUUUUGCGGACCACCCUGUUGUCAAAAUCCCAUCUUUUGAUUGUCUCGUGAGUCGGUUGUGAAUUUCUUGGCGUUUUUUGGUUGUUGGUGGAAUUGGAGUAAUUGGUGCAAGGAGGUAGGAGGAGCUCUAGAACAAAAAGGCGCCCUUUUUACUUGUUGCCGUAUAGUUUUUCAGCAAGCUCAGUGUAGAUCUUGGGAAUUUUUGUUGUGUGGUUCUUCUUACUUAAUUCAACAUGGUGGGCACUGUUGAAGGAGUCCAUAGUUCACCUUACGCCAAUGGCUCCUCUCACCACUCGAACGGCGUCGAAGAGAAGCUCGACGAGCUCCGCCGCCUCCUCGGGAAAUCCGAGGGCGAUCUCUUAAAGAUCGUCGGUGUGGGCGCCGGCGCGUGGGGCAGCGUGUUCGCCGCCCUUCUGCAAGACGCCUACGGCCACCUCCGGGAGAAGGUGCAGAUACGGAUUUGGCGGCGGCCCGGCCGGCCGGUCGACCGCGCCACUGCAGAGCAUCUCUUCGAAGUAAUCAAUUCGAGGGAAGAUGUCCUGCGGCGCUUGAUCAGACGGUGCGCGUACUUGAAGUAUGUCGAAGCUCGGCUAGGCGAUCGAACGCUUUACGCGGAUGAGAUUUUGAGGGACGGAUUUUGUUUGAAUAUGAUCGACACGCCACUUUGUCAGUUGAAGGUCGUGACGAAUUUGCAGGAGGCGGUGUGGGACGCGGAUAUUGUGAUAAAUGGAUUGCCUUCGACGGAGACGAGGGAGGUGUUUGAGGAGAUCGGUAAGUAUUGGAAGGAGAGGAUUACCGUGCCGAUAAUCAUAUCCCUGGCCAAGGGUAUAGAAGCGUCGCUCGAUCCGGUUCCGCGUAUAAUAACUCCCACGGAAAUGAUUAACCGUGCUACUGGAAUUCCAAUUGAGAACAUUCUAUAUCUUGGAGGGCCAAACAUCGCUUCGGAGAUUUAUAACAAGGAAUAUGCAAAUGCUCGAAUCUGUGGAGCUGAGAAGUGGAGGAAACCUCUCGCUAAAUUUUUGAGGCAGCCACAUUUCAUCGUGUGGGAUAACAGCGACCUUGUCACGCAUGAAGUUAUGGGAGGCUUAAAGAAUGUAUAUGCUAUUGGUGCCGGUAUGGUAGCCGCUUUGACCAACGAGAGUGCGACUAGCAAAUCAGUGUACUUCGCUCACUGCACAUCUGAAAUGAUAUUCAUCACUCACCUCUUAGCAGAAGAGCCCGAGAAACUUGCCGGGCCGUUAUUAGCGGAUACUUAUGUAACUUUAUUGAAAGGUCGCAAUGCUUGGUAUGGACAGAUGUUGGCCAAGGGGGAAUUGAGUCUAGAUAUGGGUGACAGCAUCAAAGGAAAAGGAACAAUUCAGGGCGUCUCUGCUGUGAAUGCAUUUUAUGAGCUCCUGAGUCAGACCAGCUUAAGCGUGUUGCAUCCCGAAGCGAAGAAACACGUCGCUCCAGUGGAGCUCUGCCCCAUCCUGAAGACCCUCUACAAAAUUUUGAUCAAAAGGGAUCUGUCGACCGCGUCGAUUCUUCAGGCAUUAAGAGACGAAUCCAUGUACGAUCCUCGCGACAGAAUCGAGAUGGCGCAGAGCCACGCGCUCUAUCGACCGUCACUUCUUGGCCAACCUUGAGCAAGCAGCAACUUCUUUAAAGAGGCCCUCAUUGCGCUUGUUAUGUGAGCUUGUUGGCACUGGUGCAUAUAUAUUACUUAUCGAUAAAGUGGUUGUAGUUUUUGACGAGUGAUUUUUUUUUUUCUUUUUCUACUUAAUCACAUAAAUUGUGUAAUAUACAGUUCCUGCAGUUGAGUGUCUCUUCCUUUCUCUGUUCUUUCUAUUUUUUAUUUCCUUUGUUAUGAUAAGAAGGGAGUGUGACUCUGUAAACUUGGAGAAAAGGAAGAAUGAAAUACAACCUCUGUUUCCAGAACUUUGUACAGCAGCA
Messenger RNA from Ananas comosus (pineapple), 2462 nucleotides. Its product is annotated as probable glycerol-3-phosphate dehydrogenase [NAD(+)] 1, cytosolic. Gene Ontology annotation, cellular component: glycerol-3-phosphate dehydrogenase (FAD) complex; cytosol. Gene Ontology annotation, biological process: carbohydrate metabolic process; glycerol-3-phosphate catabolic process. The coding region runs from base 764 to 2155 and encodes 463 amino acids. The transcript is spliced from 5 exons. Lineage: Eukaryota; Viridiplantae; Streptophyta; Magnoliopsida; Poales; Bromeliaceae. The record is from RefSeq and is a predicted model, not a curated record. Gene Ontology annotation, molecular function: NAD binding; glycerol-3-phosphate dehydrogenase [NAD(P)+] activity.